Messenger RNA from Lontra canadensis (Northern American river otter), 1545 nucleotides. It is a transcript of the gene IRAK4, whose product is annotated as interleukin 1 receptor associated kinase 4. The transcript is spliced from 12 exons. Gene Ontology annotation, molecular function: protein serine/threonine kinase activity; magnesium ion binding; ATP binding. The record is from RefSeq and is a predicted model, not a curated record. NCBI's taxonomy places the organism in Eukaryota, Metazoa, Chordata, Mammalia, Carnivora, Mustelidae. Bases 116 to 1498 code for a protein of 460 amino acids. Gene Ontology annotation, biological process: protein phosphorylation; signal transduction.
ACAUUUUGGGCCCACCCCGUCCCGGUGCUGUUGCAAGCCGGGGUUCUUCCGCAGCCGGCUGAGCGGGGCGGUGCCCCGGCCGCCCUGGCGCCCCGCUACUGGGCAGGAAUAGAAGAUGAACAAACCCAUAACAUCUUCAACAUAUGUGCGCUGCCUCAAUCUUGGACUAAUUAGGAAGCUGUCAGAUUUUAUUGAUCCUCAAGAAGGAUGGAAGAAGUUAGCGGUAGCUAUUAAAAAACCAUCUGGUGAUGAUAGAUACAAUCAGUUUCACAUAAGGAGAUUUGAAGCAUUACUUCAAACUGGAAAAAGCCCCACUUGUGAAUUACUGUUUGACUGGGGCACCACAAAUUGCACAGUUGGUGAUCUUGUGGAUCUUUUGAUUCAAAAUGAGUUUUUUGCCGCAGCGAGUCUUUUGCUACCAGAUGCUGUUCCCAAAACAGUUAAUACACUACCUUCUAAUGAAGCUGUAACGGUUCAGCAGAAACAGUUGCCUCUCUAUGGCAAAGACAGGACAUUUGUGUUACCUGUGCAGAAUCUUGAACAAAAUUCUAUGCCACCUGACUCCUCAAGUCCAGAAAAUCCAAGUUUAGAAGGUAGUGAUACACGUUUUCACAGUUUUUCAUUUUAUGAAUUGAAGAAUGUCACAAAUAACUUUGAUGAGAGACCCAUUUCUCUCGGUGGCAACAAGAUGGGAGAGGGAGGAUUUGGAGUUGUAUAUAAAGGCUACGUGAACAACAAAACUGUAGCAGUGAAGAAACUUGCAGCGAUGGUUGACAUUAGUACUGAAGAACUGAGGCAGCAGUUUGAUCAAGAAAUAAAAGUUAUGGCAAAGUGUCAACAUGAGAACUUAGUAGAACUGCUUGGUUUCUCAAAUGAUGGAGAUGACCUCUGCUUAGUCUAUGUUUAUAUGCCCAAUGGCUCGUUGCUAGACAGGCUGUCUUGCUUGGAUGAUACUCCACCACUCCCUUGGCAUAUGAGAUGCAAGAUUGCUCAAGAUGCAGCUAAUGGCAUCAACUUUUUACAUGAAAACCAUCAUAUUCAUAGAGACAUUAAAAGUGCAAAUAUCUUACUAGAUAAAGACUUCACAGCCAAAAUAUCUGACUUUGGGCUUGCACGGGCUUCUGAGAAGUUUUCCCAGACAGUCAUGACUAGCAGAAUUGUGGGAACAACAGCUUAUAUGGCACCUGAGGCUCUACGAGGAGAAAUAACACCCAAAUCUGACAUCUAUAGCUUUGGUGUGGUUUUAUUAGAAAUAAUAACUGGACUUCCAGCUGUAGAUGAACACCGUGAACCUCAGUUAUUGCUAGAUAUUAAAGAAGAAAUUGAAGAUGAAGAAAAGACAAUUGAGGACUAUGUUGAUACAAAGAUGAAUGACACUGAUCCCGCUUCCAUUGAAGCUAUGUACUAUGUUGCUAGUCAAUGCUUGCAUGAAAAGAAAAAUAAGAGACCAGACAUUAAGAAGGUUCAACAGCUGCUGCAAGACAUGACAGCUUCUUAAAAUUUUACUGGAAUAGACUCUUGGGUUUUGGGGUUUUUUUUUUUUUU